Messenger RNA from Alnus glutinosa, 703 nucleotides. Its product is annotated as protein S40-1-like. The transcript has a single exon. The coding region runs from base 111 to 467 and encodes 118 amino acids. The record is from RefSeq and is a predicted model, not a curated record. Lineage: Eukaryota; Viridiplantae; Streptophyta; Magnoliopsida; Fagales; Betulaceae.
CCCCUUUAAAACCCCCAACCCCAGUUCCCUUCCCACACUGUUACAUUUCCCCAAAACCAUUUUUCUUGCAUUUUCUUUCAUUUUCUCUCAUUUUCUCUUUCGGUUUUCUUAUGGCCAAACAUCUCCAGGAGCUCCAAGAAUCCGACGUUAUUUUCCCCGACCACGACACUUGCUUAGAUUACCAAGAAAUGGAGCAUCGAAGCAACAAGUCGAAGAGCGAGAAGAGAAUGGCCAACUCCCUCCCUGUAAAUAUCCCGGAUACCAUCUUCCACCGCACGGAUAGCGAUGACUUUGAAGAGGAAGGGGACGACGGCGAAGUGGUACCGCCCCAUGUCAUAAUCGGACGGCGAAUCGUCGGGAAAAUGGCCUUCUCGGUGUGCACCGGCAACGGGAGGACCCUCAAGGGCCGGGAUUUAAGCAAAGUUCGGAAUUCAAUUCUUAGGAUGACUGGGUUUCUAGAAACGUGACCAUUGUUUGAGCCUAUAUCACCAUGACGUAUAAGCCAUGUUUACGGCUCCUUUUUUUUUUCUUUUUUUCUUUUUUAACAAAAAAAAAAAAAGAAAAAAAAAGUGAAAGGAAAUAUAUUUUCCACUCGUUACUGUUUCUAUUUAUAUAUAUAUUUAUUAUAGUGAUUUGGGAUUAUCAUUCAUUGUAAUAUAUUUUCCACUCGUUACUAGUAAGGAAGUGAAAUUUCUUUUUUUUU